Messenger RNA from Verticillium alfalfae VaMs.102, 348 nucleotides. RefSeq lists its product with no specific name. The transcript is spliced from 2 exons. NCBI's taxonomy places the organism in Eukaryota, Fungi, Ascomycota, Sordariomycetes, Glomerellales, Plectosphaerellaceae. The record is from RefSeq and is a predicted model, not a curated record. The coding region runs from base 1 to 348 and encodes 115 amino acids.
AUGCAGUUCUCCUACGCCACCCUUCUGGCCCUGGCUGCCACCGUCGUAACUGCUAAUCCCCUGACUCGUCGCUCUCAACCUGGCUGGGAGUUCCCCGAGUCUAUGCCGCUGGCUGCUCGUCAGACGACCCCGGAGCCUGGCACACCAUUGUACCUCUGCCACGAGAACUGCGGCACUUCCAUUACUCUCUCGCGUGAGGAGGGCUACUGCACCAACUGGCAAUACAUUGCUCGCCUCGAUGCCUGCUUGCUAUGUGCGAAUGAGCACAACAUUUGGCAAUACUAUGGCAACUCUGUGACCGCCGCGGCUACGACGUGCGGCUUCACGGCCACUCCCGCUAGGCUUUGA